GUGUUGGUGUUCUUACGACAUUAUUUUCUUUGUCGCAUACAUUUCGUGUUCUUUUUUAUUUUAUUUGAAAGAAUUCAUGUUACUCAAGAUUAUUUGCGAAGCUAAAUGAAAACGGUGAUAAGGAAUUCGUAAAGUGUGAAUGCGCGUGAUGUGAUUUUUUUUUUUUUGAUGAUGCUUUUUACCAAACGAAAUGUUAAUAUUUGAUUUUGGUUUUGGAUUUAAUAUGAAAAAGGGAACCAAACUCGAUGGAACAUUUGAAAAUACGCGGUUCGGUGUAAGUGAUUUUAAGAAUUUUGCGCAAUGCAAAUGUAAAAUUUACAUGUUAAACACAAUGAAGUGAUCGAAAUAAAUGUGAAGUGUCCUAGACGAAUUGGAGCUAAAGCUGUGCGCAAACAGUAACAACACGUAUAAAAUUAAAACGGUAUUAUGAAAUUCAUGUGAAAAUGAUCUGGUGAAAGUAUCGAAAAGAUAACGAAAAAAAGAAAUCAAAUCGAAUUUUCAUACAAUCAAAACGCAAAGCAAGAAUAUUGCCAGCGAAAAUGCAAUCACAGUAUUCGCAAGCACAUCAAAGGGCGGCUCUUCAACCACAGUCUUCAACAUCGACAACCACAUCAACGGGAAAGCAAGUGGUCGAGCUAAAUGGAUAUGUAAUCAUUGUGGUGGAAAGUCGCGAUAAUAAAAUUAAAUUGUAUGGAUCGCCUGCUGACAGAGACAACUUGGAAGUGGCUGACGAGAUACUUGACGUUAAUGAACGCAAAUUGGAAGAUUUGCCACGCGCCGAAGUAAUACGCUACAUUCAUGAGUGUAUCCAAUCAUGUGUGAUAAAGUUGCGUGUGAAACGACGGAGUGAUUCAAAGCUCGCUAGUGAAUUAGGUAAUGCUGUUCAAGAUGCAUUCGUUAUUGCUGUCGAACAACAGGCCCGUGAGCGUUUGCAGCGUUUAUCAGCUCUCAAACGAAUCAAGCCGGUUGACAUGUCACAGUUGUCAAUCAAGUUAAAUCAACAAAAUCAGACGGCCAAAGGUGUAAAAACACAAGACUAUAGUUUUUUGAACGAAGCAUCGACAAUUUAUGUGACAUCGUUGACGGGAAAUCACGUAACUGGUACUACAACCUUAACGACAUCAAAUUUAUCAAGUAGCAAUUUACAACACACAUCGACCACAUUUUCACCACCGGUAAACACCGUCUCUGGAUCAUUGGCAUUGGAUUCAAAUCAAUCACGAACGAUUCAAUCAAUUGCACACGUGCAUCAGCCGCCCGUUUCAAUACACAAUAAACAACAACAAAAUCAAACAAAAGUGGUGAAUCAACAACCAUUGGCUGGUGGUUGGCUAAUCGGUGAAAGUGCCAAAGGAACAUUGUUCAGCAACGAUCAGCAAGCAUUCCAAAAUAUUUUGAACAAUAACACAAGCAGCAAUAAUAUAAGCGUGAACAGUGCGGGUGGAACAGUCGUUUAUAGCGGUAAUUGUAUCAGUAGUACAAGUGAAACGGCAACAAAUACAGCCUUACAUUCAUCAUCAUUGUCAGGUGCGGCGUCAGCACUAGCAUCCGGUGAUAGUAAUAAGUAUGGAAAUACAUCGAAAACAGCAACUAGUAGCGAAUUAUUAGCAAAUGGUCACGGUCCCCGAAGAGAGCAGCAGCUAUCAACACUAUCAGAAGGUGAUUUGGAACCAACGGACGGCACGACUACGUCUGACAUAAAUCGCAUAUCAUCCAAAGGAAAUUCUUCAUUACAAGUUCAAGCCGGCCGUAACGAAAUUUUGUUGGGCGAUCAAUCGUUGCGUCAGGAAAACAGGCCACGACGCCGAUCCGGCUCAAGCAUUGUGGUAUUGAGCGGAAGUGAUUCAAUUGAUGACUAUAUCAAAUCAGACAAUAUCGAACACUAUCGGAUAACCGACGGAACCUACCGAGAUUCACACAACUUAGAAAUGCUAACGAUGAUGCCAAUGAAUCAAGACAAUGGUCCACAUCGCGAAAUGGCAGUUGAUGUUCCCGAUUCGUUUAUUGCACGGAAUAAGACACCACCACGAUAUCCACCACCCCGACCACCCACCACACAGGUAAUUUAUACGCCAAAUGGUUCACAAAAACAGCCGUUGUUGUCAACAUCAUCGGCAACAUCGUCGCUAAAAUCCGGUUCAUCGUCCAUUGGAAAUGGUGGUGUGUCACUCGAUUUACAACCACCACCAUCAUACACAUCAUCCACAAAUGUCGAUAACAAUCAUGCAAUCAUCAAUACGAAUCUUCAUCAAAAUAACAAUCAUCACAUGAAAAAUUCAUCGUCGUCAUUCGACAGUUGCAAUGAAUUCAGUAAAAAAUCAUCUAGUAAAUGUCCAUCAUCGUUGGGCUCGGUAUGUGAAUCGAUUGGUUUCGAUUCGAUGAGCUAUCGAACAAAAUCCCGUGGUUCGCUUAGUACACGUAGUUCAUCAUCGGGCGGUGAAAUCGGACCGCCUGAAUAUGAUUUGGGACCACAUCGAGAAAUGGCCGUUGAUGUUCCCGAUAAUUUUGUUGCCAAAAUCAAAAUGCCGCCACGCUAUCCGAAAAACGCUACCACUACAGCGGCCACAUCGAAUCCACUACAAAAAUCAAAAGAAUCACUAUCAUCUACAAAUUCAACAUCGACCACAACUGAAAAAGACGCAAUCAUUACAUCCACAACAAAUUCACAGACAAUCAAUAACAUUACAACACCACAAACGCCAAACCGAAACAGCGAGCUUAAUGGAUCAAUUCGACCGGUACCACCGCCACGCGGUCAUUUGAAUUUGGAGAAAGAUGGAAGAAUAGUAAAUCGAGCGCCAGCACCACAAGUCCCCGACCGUAAUCCGGCACUACAAAGUAAUCAAAUUGCUCAAGUUGUUGAUGCAACACCCGAACAAAUUGAAAGCAUCAAAAAAUAUCAGGAGCAAUUACGACGGCGUCGAGAAGAAGAGGAGCGUAUAGCACAACAGAAUGAAUUUUUGCGUGCCAGUUUACGUGGAUCACGUAAACUACAAGCACUUCAGGAUAAUCAUCCGUUGGCUAGUGAACAGCAACGACCACCCAUUGGUAUUGACAACGAUGCAUUCAUCGCCGAUGAAGAUGUUGAAAGAAUUUUGGGCUACAAUGAACUAGUAGCAGCAUUGCAACAACUUCAAGGCCAAUUGAAUAAGCACGGUUUGGCUUCGUUGGCAGGACGUGUGACAAAUGUUCAAAGUUUAUUGUUAGGACCAGUCGUUGCACGAGCACUUCAUAUACGAAGCGCAGUUCUACAACGCCGUCGGCCACGUACACAAAAUGCCAUUCGCAUGGAUGCCAAAGCUUUGGCUAAAGAAUGCGUUGAGCUAUUGGCUCACUCUAGUUCACCGGAUGCCAUCGAAUUUUGUAAUUUACAAUCAACCUACGAAAUGGAAGGAUUGCUUGAAGCGCAUGAUUCAAUUGCAAACGCAACGGAUCGAACACCUGGUCCAUCUCUAUAUGUUGCAGGUGAUGGAUCCGAUACCGUUUCAAAUCAAAAUAUCGCCAAUAACAACGUAUUAAAUCAACAGCUUCAACGAGAUUUAACGUUAGGUGUUUUACACGACAAUCAGGACCAUAUUCGAAUCAUCAAAAUUGAGAAAUCAGCUGAACCUCUCGGUGCUACUGUACGAAAUGAGGGCGAAGCGGUGGUAAUCGGUCGUAUUGUACGAGGUGGUAUCGCUGAAAAAUCCGGUUUACUACAUGAAGGCGAUGAAAUUUUAGAAGUGAAUGGAAUCGGAAUGCGAGGAAAAUCGGUUAAUGAUGUCUAUGAUUUAUUAAGUGCCAUGACUGGACAGCUAGUUUUCUUAAUUGUUCCUGCAUGUCAUCCGCCAAUUGGUGGCUAUGGACGUGAUCCGCCUGUACUUCAUGUUCGUGCCCAUUUCGAUUAUGAUCCCGAAGAUGAUUUGUAUAUACCGUGCCGUGAAUUGGGCAUAAGCUUUCAGAAAGGUGAUGUACUACAUGUCAUAUCGCGUGACGAUCCAAAUUGGUGGCAAGCGUAUCGUGAAGGUGAAGAAGAUCAAACGUUGGCCGGUUUGAUACCGAGCCAAUCAUUCCAGCAUCAACGUGAAUCAAUGAAAUUGGCAAUCGCUGGCGAAGCCGGACUAUUACGUGGCGGCCGAAGUAAGGAAGGUGCAAAAGGAUCGACUUUGCUUUGUGCACGCAAAGGACGUAAAAAGAAAAUGAAGAAAACCAGCAGCGAAGCUGGAUAUCCAUUAUAUGCAACAACCACACCAGAUGAACCUGAUCCAGAAGAAAUACUCACAUAUGAAGAAGUAGCUUUAUACUAUCCGCGUGCAUCACAUAAACGACCGAUUGUUUUAAUUGGCCCGCCAAACAUUGGACGUCAUGAAUUACGACAAAGACUGAUGGCCGAUUCUGAUAGAUUUGCAGCAGCUGUGCCACAUACAUCUCGAUUGCGUCGCGAAGGCGAAGUUCUUGGCCAAGAUUAUCAUUUUAUAUCGCGUCAACAAUUCGAAUCCGACAUUUUAGCUCGUAAGUUUGUAGAACAUGGUGAAUAUGAAAAAGCCUAUUACGGCACGUCCCUUGAAGCAAUACGUACUGUUGUGUCUAGUGGAAAGAUCUGUGUAUUGAAUUUACACCCGCAAAGUUUGAAAUUGCUGCGUGCAAGCGAUUUAAAGCCAUACGUCGUCCUAGUGGCACCACCUAGUCUCGAAAAAUUACGACAAAAGAAAGAACGCAACCACGAGCCAUACAAGGAUGAAGACCUGAAAGAGAUCAUAGCAACUGCACGUGAUAUGGAAGCUCGAUGGGGUCAUUUAUUCGAUAUGAUAAUCAUAAACAAUGACACUGAACGUGCAUAUCAUCAGCUGUUGGCCGAGAUAAAUUCACUGGAGAGAGAACCACAAUGGGUACCGGCUAGCUGGGUGCACAGUAAUUAAAUGACCCAACACUUUAGCCGCAAUAAAGGAAAUGAAAUGUAUGAUUAAAGCGGAAUCCAAACUGCAAUUUUGUAAACGAGACUGUACACAACCCACUUUGAGGGGUUUAAAAAAAUACAAAUUCACAAAAAAUGCAAACAUUGUACAGUAUGACAAAAGCCAAUAUUUAUUUGAAUAUGAAAUUAAUUGGGCCGAAUUUUAAUAGUAAACGGAACACUGGCAUAAGACACAACGCCAUAACUCAUUUGAGCAAUAAUAUACGUAUUAGGAGCGCAUGUGAUCAUCGUUUCGUUUUUUGCGAUUGGUCGAAGUAACACAAACAUUUGCGGCAAUCAUAAAAAACUAUGAGUAUUAUAUAUUUUGUCUUUUGUGCUAUUCCUUUAAAAAAAUAUGUACUUAACACACAGAGAGAGAGAGAGAGAGAAAGUAUACUUCGUGCGUUUAUAGGCAAUUUAAAAGAAAAUAACUGAUUUAUAUUGUGAACACUCAAUUGAAUUGAAAUUUCAAAUUCAAAUAUUAUGUUUAAUGAAGAAUGAUUUGUUUUUUAGAUAAAUAUAGCUGAAGAAAAUAAUUAAAAUAAAUCCUUAGUCCGAAAUUGUGCAAAUAUAAAAUGAAUGAAAGACUAGAGCUUCAGAGUUAAGGGUGUUGAAUCGACAUAGGCAUCAACCAAUUUUCGAUAUCCGACAAAUUGUCUUUACAAAUUUUGAGAUUUGGAAAGUAAAAGAAAUCGAGUAAAUAUUGCAAUAGGUUCUCCAUUUUCUUUUGGCAAGCGAAAGAAUCAAACGAACGAGAACCGAAUUAUGUUUUGAACAUGAGUAAAUGAAAUAUAUGAAUGCACUGAUUGAAAUUCAUAGAUUUUGUGAAAGAAAACAAAAUAAGAAAAAGAUGAAAAAAAUUGUGUACAUAAAUGAAAGAAAUAAAUAAAUAAUUAGCCGAAAUGCACUGUUAAUAUUCUCGAAAUACACACACCCACUUACACACUCUAGUUGUGACUAAAAUCUACUUAAAAUGCAAUUCCCUUUUAAUAUCAUUUCGAUGAAAAUGUGUAUUUUUCGUUUUAUUUCGUCGUGUUCGAUUUUAUUUUUUUAUUUUAAUUUUUCUGUAAAAUCUCAAAAUAUUUUUGGUUCGAUUUCAAUGUCGUAUGGAUAUACUUUUCUGUCGUUUUUCUCUUAAGCUGAAAACUUAAUUCACACAUAAAUGGUCUCCUAUCCCGUUGACAAAACCGUCACAGAUAUGUGUAAUCGUUGUACUGUUUUCGGAAUGAAAUGAUGAAUUCUUUUGUAAAAAUAUACAUUUUUUAAUCGUGAUUAUUUUGAAUAUAUAAGAAUAAGAGUAAUCGAGAAAAAAAAAAUAUAAAACACAAAUAAAUAAAUAAAAGCGAUGAGUCGUGACAAACAACAGUAAACUUAAGGUGUUCAAUGGCAUUGCGAUGACUACGACGACAAAAUAACACACACAAACAAAUUUUCACAACUAGGAACUGUUUAGCAUAACGAAAUCAGACAAGAAAUUAUAAUGCAAAAAAAUAUAUGAAAAAAAAAAACAAAGUGAAAUUAAAUGUGUUUAGGAACAAAUUAGAUUAUAAAUAAAUUGAAUGGAUUAUUUUUUUUUCUUCAUUCUUCAUUUUGUUUAAUUCCGAUGCCAAGAAGCAGCAACAAGCUUAAUAUUCUUAUGUGCAGAAUAUUCCGCAAAACUUCAGAUGUAUUAGAUUCUUUCUGUUGACAAACCAACUACAUACAAAUUGUAUAAUUAAUCUGAAAACAAAAAUAAUGAGAAAAAAAAAAAACAAAACAAAAACUCUA
Contarinia nasturtii (swede midge) is the source of this 6700-nucleotide messenger RNA. RefSeq names its product MAGUK p55 subfamily member 5-A (gene sdt). Gene Ontology annotation, molecular function: protein binding. The transcript has 17 exons. NCBI's taxonomy places the organism in Eukaryota, Metazoa, Arthropoda, Insecta, Diptera, Cecidomyiidae. The record is from RefSeq and is a predicted model, not a curated record. Bases 540 to 4898 code for a protein of 1452 amino acids. Gene Ontology annotation, biological process: morphogenesis of an epithelial sheet; establishment or maintenance of polarity of embryonic epithelium; generation of neurons. Gene Ontology annotation, cellular component: plasma membrane; adherens junction.